This is a messenger RNA of Fomitopsis serialis, 2662 nucleotides long. RefSeq lists its product as uncharacterized. Gene Ontology annotation, biological process: intra-Golgi vesicle-mediated transport. Lineage: Eukaryota; Fungi; Basidiomycota; Agaricomycetes; Polyporales; Fomitopsidaceae. Gene Ontology annotation, cellular component: COG complex; Golgi apparatus. The record is from RefSeq and is a predicted model, not a curated record. Bases 60 to 2492 code for a protein of 810 amino acids. The transcript is spliced from 12 exons.
GAAAGGUGCAACAACGUCUAAGGGUGAAUGCGGAGGGGAAACAGGAAGAGCUUCGCCUUAUGGUUGGGGAACGGUAUCGGGAUCUUCUGCAAGCCUCAAGUUCAAUCAUAUCCAUGGCGGCUUCGUCCAGACGCGUCCUGCAGGCUUUGGACGAAAUGCGUGAUAUCGUUGGUUCGGCGAAACCGCCGCGGAUUGCAAGACGCUCCCAUGUAGGCGAGGAAGACAAACACAUACAGGCUUUGCAGUCGCUGUCUGCGCAUCUGAAGCUUCUUCUGGAUGCUCCGGAACAUCUGUGGAGAUUCAUGGAACACAGGAUGUACUUGAAAGCUGCUUGGCUUUUCUUGACAGCGAGGGUGGUCCACCGAACGCUGCUUCAGGAGGACGAAGACAUGGACCAGUCAUGGCAUGACUAUGGCAUUGAUGUCUCGGAACAAAUACCACUUGUUCAGCGACAGUGGGACACGGUCUCGCAGUUCCGUUCGCAAAUCACACACAAAGCAACACUGUCUCUGCGAGAACACAGUGCAUCUUCAGAAGAAAUAUGUGCGACCCUCUUGACUCUACACAUCCUUGAAUCUCGGCCUCUGGCAGAGACACUGUCAAUAUUUCUUACGCAGCGAUCGAAGACUUUGACGACCGCUCUCUCGCACUCGCAAGAGCUGGCGAAUGGACAUGCCAGCAUCGUCCCGGGCGAUGGGAAGACGACAUCAAUCCGAGCCCGCAAAGCAAUUCUACGAGAAGUCAAGCGCAACCUUCAAAAUGCAUUAGAUUCAAUAUCACACACACUGCGCGCCGCACGCGAAAUCUUUGCCGACGGUACUUCCGGAGAAUCGGGCAUGAUGCAACUGGCUCUGCAGUACAUACAAGAAGAGAAAACUUCCCCCUCGCUACCCACCGACCUACAACUGACGACGCAGACGCUGCUUAAUUCGUUGCCGUCGUCCGCCCAUUUCUCUCUGUUGCCCAGUGCCAUCCGAUCGUACAAGCCGUACAUCGGCGCCGCGGCUGCGUCCCCCUCCGUUGCGCACGGUCUCUUGCAGCAGAAGCUUGGUGACUGGUUCUCGCGUUCCGUGGAGGCCGUUCAAGUAGCAGCCUCCAAGUGGCUAUCGGGUCUGGAGAGUGUUAGGGAAGUCUGGGAUCUUCGAAUGUCUUCCUUCACUAUCGCCUCAAAGCUCGACGGCGUGGAACCUCACGAAAAGUCUCGCAUUCGGGAAAUGCUGGAUACUCUUUGUCAACAACAGACAGUAUUUGUAUGGCGAAGUGCUUUGAGUUUGGCGGAAUCGACGUUCCACGAACGGUUGACGUCUGCGCUGCAGGCCCUGAAAAGCCAUUCCGACGACAGUACUUCAGAUGCGCAACCCGUCGAUUAUCUCUUCCAUGCCCUCCCAUUGCCAUCGACCUCUCAAACUACCACCAAUUCCUCUGCGACAGGUGCUCCCUUCAAGCGAUACAAGGCCGGGCUGCGGCGGCAGCUUCAUGGGAGGACGCCGCUCUUGCACGACGUCUUGAAGGUUAUCGAAGAGUCUUCUCAUCGCCUUGAGGAAGAUUUGGGUGCCAUGCAAGCUUCUGAUCUAGAAGGAGGGGUGCUUGUCUCACGAUUACGAGAGACGUACCAGCCUGAUGCCGCAGGUCUUUGCUCCCGCAUCACAUAUAUCCUAAAGGACUUGGAUGAUGACAUCGCCGACAUGGAGUCUUCGCGGCGGACAUUGGCUUUCUUGGGUCGACUGCAACACGAGCUUGCCUCCUCUUCUUCGUUUGUCACAACUAUUGGCUGUGACCAAAACACCAUUGAUGAAUUCAGGAAGCAGAUGCAUACCCUUCACGACACGACUUUUACACGGUGGAGAGAACUCAUCACCCAACACAUUCUCAUGAAUGUCUGGCCUGGGGUGGGGAGUCAAGAUAAUCCCGGGCUUCGUCCAGCUGAACAUCCGAAACGGCCGUCAGCAGCUCUAGUCCAGGCGUUGCUUUCACUCGCAUCCUCUCUGCAGGACUUUUGGGCAACAAUUGAUUCUGAGCGGAAGCAACUUUUGGUCGGCAAUUGUGUCACGUAUUUUGUUUCGCGAGGUUGCAAGCACGAGAUUGUCAAAAAACAAGAACCACAUCGACAACUACGACUUUUUUGGGAUCUGUGGUUCCUACAACACUUGACAACUGCAUGGGACGACCGAGACGCUCGAGCGCAACUGGACGACCUCAUAAGCGACGUACAAGAGAAGCUGCUCUCCAUGGGCAUCAAGGGAUAUCAGCUUGAGGGUGACGACAGCAUCUCCGAAUAUCUAUCAAGGAUGCAAAUCAUAUUGUCGCCCCUCUUUCCUCCUCCGGAAGUUCGUCUAACGACGCAUUCCGCGAAAGGCAAAUCCAACAAAUCUUCUGCACUGCUGUGCUACGCCCCACCAGCAGUUGAACAGCAGUUCCAACCCGCGCUAGAGUUGGUCAAGCCUUCAGCUCGGUUUGGCUUGUUGCUCGUAGGUAAUUCAGCUACUCGCUGAAGGCACAGGCCACACGCACGCUGUAUAUACCGAUCCUUCUGGUUUCGCCUAUAUCCUUAUGAUGUCCUGCCGAUCUCAGACACUGCAAUACGGGCGAUCUGGAGUGCCACUUGACAUCUGAUGUUGCCACGGCAGAUCAACGUUCAAACGUUCAGCUCUCAGACAUGACG